Bombina bombina (fire-bellied toad) is the source of this 2804-nucleotide messenger RNA. RefSeq names its product DNA topoisomerase III beta (gene TOP3B). Gene Ontology annotation, molecular function: DNA binding; DNA topoisomerase type I (single strand cut, ATP-independent) activity. Lineage: Eukaryota; Metazoa; Chordata; Amphibia; Anura; Bombinatoridae. The record is from RefSeq and is a predicted model, not a curated record. The coding region runs from base 186 to 2762 and encodes 858 amino acids. Gene Ontology annotation, cellular component: nucleus. Gene Ontology annotation, biological process: DNA topological change. The transcript is spliced from 18 exons.
CCGGAAGUGAUGUUUCUCCAGUAUGGCGGCCCCCUGACCGAAACUCUUCUUUGCUUUGGGACUGAGGCGAGAGCUUUUCUGCUAACUACAUGAUAGAUAGCAGAAUAACAGCGAAGAGGUCAAAAGAGAUUUGAGUUGUUUCUUGACAAAAGGAGUUACUGUUACGAUUUCCUUUAUGCCUGAAAAUGAAGACUGUGUUGAUGGUAGCGGAAAAACCUUCACUAGCCCAGUCUAUUGCCAAAAUCCUUUCUAGAGGCAGUGCCACUUCUCGGAAAGGCUUGAAUGGCGCAUGCUCUGUGCAUGAAUACACCGGUUCUUUCAUGGGACAAAAUGUGCGCUUUAAGAUGACAUCUGUGUGUGGCCAUGUCAUGAGCUUGGACUUCAUAGGGAAAUACAACAACUGGGAUAAAGUGGACCCCGCAGAAUUGUUCAGCAAAGCACCUACAGAGAAGAAGGAGGCCAACCCUAAACUCAAUAUGGUGAAGUUUCUGCAGGUGGAAGGACGUGGUUGUGACUUUGUGGUCCUUUGGCUAGACUGUGACAAGGAAGGAGAAAACAUUUGUUUUGAGGUCCUUGAUGCCAUCCUGCCAGUGAUGAACAGACAGUAUGGGAAUGAGCGUACAGUUUACCGUGCCAAGUUCAGUUCCAUCACAGACACAGACAUUUAUAAUGCCAUGAACAAGCUGGGAGAGCCUAAUAAGAACGAGGCGCUAUCUGUAGACGCCAGGCAAGAGCUGGACCUUAGGAUUGGAUGCGCAUUCACACGGUUUCAAACAAAAUAUUUUCAAGGUAAAUAUGGCAACCUGGACAGUUCUCUGAUUUCCUUUGGGCCAUGUCAGACUCCUACAUUGGGAUUCUGUGUAGAGAGACAUGAUAAGAUACAAUCCUUCAAGCCUGAAGCUUACUGGGUUCUGCAAGUCAAGGUGAGCCAUGGACAGGAGCACCCAUUGACCCUAGACUGGGACCGAGUACGGGUGUUUGACCGUGAAAUUGCACAGAUGUUCCUUAACAUUACCAAGACUGCAAAAGAUGCUCAGGUGGAGUCUGUAAGCAAAAAGGAGAAAGCCAAACAGAGACCACAGGCACUGAACACUGUGGAGAUGCUACGUGUGGCCAGCUCAGCAUUAGGUAUGGGCCCCCAGCAUACCAUGCAGAUUGCUGAACGACUUUACACGCAAGGCUACAUCAGCUACCCCCGUACAGAAACCACUCACUAUCCUGAAAACUUUGACCUAAAAGGGACAUUGAGGCAGCAGGCUAACAACCCAUUGUGGGCUGACACGGUUAAAGCUUUGCUUGCAGAUGGUAUUAACCGUCCAAGAAAAGGGAAUGAUGCAGGAGACCAUCCACCCAUCACCCCUAUGCGUUCAGCAUCAGAGGCAGAGUUGGGUGGUGACGCAUGGAGGCUGUAUGACUACAUUACUAGGCAUUUUAUUGCCACCAUCAGCCAUGACUGCAAAUACCUCCAGACCACUAUUGCAUUCAGUGUGGGUCGGGAGCAAUUCACGGCCACCUGCAAGGAGGUGAUAUCUCAAGGAUACACAGAGAUCAUGCCUUGGCAGGGUAUUCCACGAGAGGAGAGUUUCAAGCCUUGUCAGAAGGGAGAUAAGUUCAGUGUGGAUGAAGUGAAGCUGCUAGAGAAACAGACUUGCCCCCCAGAUUAUCUGACAGAGGCAGAACUCAUCUCCCUGAUGGAGAAGCAUGGGAUUGGAACGGAUGCUAGCAUUCCCGUGCACAUUAAUAACAUUUGUCAGCGUAACUACGUGACAGUGGAGAGUGGGCGUAGACUCAAACCUACUAGUCUAGGCAUUGUGUUGGUGCAUGGAUAUCACAAGAUAGAUUCUGAGCUUGUGCUGCCGACCAUCCGCAGUGCAGUGGAGAAACAACUAAAUCUGAUUGCUCUGGGAAAAGCUAAUUUCCAACAGGUUCUUGAUCACACUCUCGAUAUCUUCAAGCGGAAGUUCCACUACUUUGUGGAUUCCAUUGCAGGUAUGGACGAGUUGAUGGAAGUGUCAUUCUCACCUUUGGCUGCCACCGGAAAACCUCUGUCUCGAUGUGGCAAGUGUCACCGGUUCAUGAAAUAUAUCCAGGCUAAGCCCAGCCGCCUUCACUGUUCCCACUGUGAUGAUACAUACAGCCUGCCACAGAAUGGCACCAUCAAACUGUACAAGGAGUUACGCUGCCCUCUUGAUGAUUUUGAACUGGUUCUAUGGUCAUCAGGGUCUCGAGGGAAGAGCUAUCCAUUAUGCCCAUACUGUUAUAACCAUGCUCCUUUUAGAGAUAUGAAGAAAGGGAUGGGCUGCAAUGAGUGUACUCAUCCCACUUGCCAGCACUCGCUGAGCAUGCUGGGUAUUGCUCAGUGUGUAGAGUGUGACAACGGAGUGAUGGUACUAGACUCCACAUCAGGUCCCAAGUGGAAGAUGUCCUGCAACAAGUGUAAUGUCAUUGUCCACUUCUUUGAGAAUGCACAUCGUGUCCGAGUAUCUGGAGAGAUGUGUGAUGUGUGCGAUGCUGCCCUGGUGCAUGUAGACUUUAACAAGGCCAAAAGCCCCUUGCCUGCAGACCACACACAACAUUCAGGCUGUGUGUUUUGUGACCCAGUUUUCCAAGAUUUGGUGGAACUCAAACAUGCCACCAUGAGACACCCCAUGCAUAAAGGCGGACAGGGGAGGAGGCAGGGAAGAGGGAGGGGUAGGGGUCGGCGUGGAAACCCUAAAAAACCUAAGGACAAAAUGGCUGCACUGGCUGCAUACUUUGUAUGAUGUGCACUUUUAAGCUUGUUUAAUAAAGCUUCUUAUUAUAAA